Molecule: messenger RNA, 1421 nt
Organism: Hippocampus comes (tiger tail seahorse)
Lineage: Eukaryota; Metazoa; Chordata; Actinopteri; Syngnathiformes; Syngnathidae
Gene: areg
Product: amphiregulin
Exons: 6
Coding region: 560-1234 (224 amino acids)
Biological process (GO): positive regulation of mitotic nuclear division; epidermal growth factor receptor signaling pathway; positive regulation of cell population proliferation
Molecular function (GO): growth factor activity; epidermal growth factor receptor binding
Source: RefSeq, a predicted model, not a curated record
ACAAUUCAGGGCUUACUAAUAAAUUAUUCAUCAAUUCAAAAUUUGAAAACUAAGAAAAUUAACACUUAAAAAAAACCUCAAGUGCCAACUCCCGGAUGACCAUGUGAUUUUCACAGACGAAUGCGCACCUACAAUUUUUUACGUGACCAUAUAAGGAAAGAGGAAGUCAUAACAAUUAAGGAGGGAAGAACAAAAUGUGGCUAGUGAGGUUUUUUUUUUUUUAAUGACCAGGAGAACCAAGACGGAAUAUAUGAAUGGAAUAUACGCUGUUUCUCAUUCAUUAUUGCUCUAUAGUGUCCUUUUUGUGUGGUUUAGGGAUGCAAAAUGUGUCUGUUGCCCCAGGCUUGUUAAUCAUUACACACAUACACACACACACACACACACACACACACACACACACACGGACAGCCCUAUUUCUCCUUGGGCCACAAAGGCAGGCGUGCGUCUAUAAAGGCUGCACACAAUCCCAGCACAGGUUAAGUGAGCACAGCACAGCCUCCUUCACCCACACUUGUCGGACUAGCAGACCUUCCGACACACACACUCUCUCUCUUGGGAUAUGAACACCUUCAUCCUCACCUGCCUCCUCUGCUCCGUACUUUUCAGUGUUCUGGCCGCUCAGGGAUCUGAGGCAUCGUCGUCUGGUGAGCUCGGCAGUGUGACUGUGGGCUUGGCCUCAGGGGAGGGCCUCCGGGUUCUCCAAGGCGAUGUUGAAGACGACGUGGACUUUGAGGAACUCGCAAGUGAGUUCCUGAGAGAUGACAGGAAGAAGAAGAAAGGCAAAGGCAAGAAGAAGAACAAGCAGAAGAGCAAGGGCACCACGGCGUUCAACCCCGAGCAUCCUUUCUCCACUCAAGGCCACACCUCCGCCGUGGAGCCCACCGAGGACCCCUGCACCUCCACUCACCUGGACUACUGCAUCCACGGCUAUUGCCAGCGCAUGGAGGGCCUGCGAGAGCCCGUCUGCAUCUGUAUGAAGGGCUACCACGGCGAGCGCUGCGGGAUCCAAGUGUUGGGGAACACCGGGCCCCAGUCCGAGCGCACCGUCGACAUCGAGUGGGUCCAGAUGGCCUUGGUCAUCACUGCCAUCGUUCUGUCCUUAAUCAGCUGCACUGCCGUCAUCCUCAUGGCCUGCGCACAUUACAGGUCGCACAAAAACUUCCUGGCGUCCUACCUGGGCAGCUGGUCGGAGCAGCAGAAGCUGCAGAAACCUGUCAGUGAUGUUGUGGUGUGAGAGAGAGAGAGCGAGAGAGAGAGUUGGGAAAAGCCACCAUCACUUUCCUCACAGACGACCCGAAGCUGAAGACUCAAUGAAUGCUUCAUUAGAUGCAAUGUAAACGGUCCAUAAUUUCUGAGCAUUUAAUUUAUUUAGUGUCAUUAUUUAUCUGUAUGAGUGUGCGUAUGUUGAAUUAUUAUUAUUA